UGAACUUGAUGCAGAGGAUUGAUCAUUCAGUGUGCUUUCAUGGACUCUAAAUGUGGCAAGAAAAAACUUAGAUCUGUCUCAGCUGAACCAGAUGUUUGCUGGAAGAUGUUUUUGCUGAAGGAAAACAAAAAGAGGAGAAAAGAGCCUUCCACAACAAAUUUAAAGUUUUUCACAAUCUGAGCAAAGAUAAGUUAGAUACCUAAGGACAAAAAAAGAUGUCCACUCCAGGUGUCGAGCCAAGGGAGCAUGUGGAUGUGAUGUACAUCUCUAUUGAGAUAGCCAUUGCUGUGGCUUCUGUCCUAGGGAAUGUACUAAUUGUGCUUGUAGUGUACGUGAACCAGGCUCUCCGUGACACCACCUUCAGCUUUAUUGUUUCUCUGGCUGUGGCUGACAUCGCCGUUGGAAGCUUGGUUAUCCCUCUGGCCAUUGUUAUUAGUCUGGGAUUCAGGACCCAGUUCUACACUUGCCUCAUCCUCUCCAGCCUGGUGCUGAUCAUCACCCAGAGCUCUAUCUUGUCUCUCCUGGCCAUAGCCAUCGACAGAUAUCUGCGCAUAAAAAUUUCUACAAGGUACAGCGACAUAGUGACCCAGGGGAGGGCGUACAUGGCGGUUUGUAUAUGUUGGAUCCUCUCCUUCCUCAGUGGAUUGGUUCCAUUGGUUGGCUGGAACAAUCUACACCAUGGGAACCUCAGUAGUUCCACUGAGAUAGUUUGUGAGUUUAAAACUGUUAUUCGGAUGGACUACAUGGUGUACUUUAAUUUCUUCGUCUGUGUGGUGGUGCCUCUGGCCUUGAUGAUUAUUCUGUACGGGGAGAUCUUCCGAGUGAUCCGACACCAGCUCAACCGCCGUGCUGAAGCAACUUGUGAUAGAGAAAGGUAUUACCGAAAGGAGCUGAAGCUGGCAAAGUCGCUGGCCUUGGUGGUUUUUCUUUUUAUCAUGUGCUGGAUGCCAAUACACAUCAUGAACUGCAUUGACUUUUUUUGCUCAGACUGUGAAAUACCCAAGUUAGUUGUGUAUAUAGGAAUUUUUAUGUCUCAUGUAAACUCAGCACUCAACCCGAUGGUUUAUGCAUUCAGAAUAAAACGCUUCCGUCUCACACUGAUCCAAAUAACUCGCCGCUGCAUGUUAUGUAAGCCAACAGUGGCCACUCCAUGCCCUACCAGCACCAUAGACAGGAAUGAAAAAUUGGCUGUGGACCUAUAGCAUAUAAUAAAAAAAAACUUUAGUCCUUAAUGUGUAGUCCAAGCAAGAAUAAUAAUGCUAUAAAUAAUCAUAAGACUAAUUAUAAUUGAAAAAGUAAGACUGACCCUGUUUCUAAAUCAUUUUGAUCUAUGGUUUAGCACCGAUAUUUUGUGUUUUACCUACAUCAGCAACCAACAACCACUGUUGGUUCUUGUUGUAAAAGAAAAUGCAAAAGAAAAAAACAACUUGAAUAAAAAAUGCUGCGAAGCUUUAAGGUUAUCAAAAAUCUUAGUUGUUUUGUUUGUCGUGUAUCUGAUUGCAGAUUAUAACAUGAAUCUUUGUUGUAUUUAACAUCUUUGUUCUUUUUAAUUUAAAGUGAAAAUGUUGGAUACUUUUUCCUAUAAUAUUUCCAUUUAUAAGGUUUCCCCCCAAAUAGCUGAAAAAAAUACAAUGAUGUGCAGCUGGCAGGAGUGGACAAUAAUAACCUAAUUGUUAAGAUAUGUACGUAUCUGUGCAAAUACAAUGACAAUGGAUGAACAUAAGUAUGGUUCUGGACCACUUGCUCCCAAACGUUGGUGUCAAUAUUCCUCUGUGGAUUGUGGAAAACCAACUUGGGAAUCUUUAAAUUGUUUUUAUUUUUUUCAGAAAUCAAUAACAUGUUUUCCUAAGUCGUAACAAGAAUCAAUAGAAGUUGUCAAUAGCAUUUUGCAAUAGCAUAUCACUCAUUGCCUUCAAUCAUAGUGCCUAUUGAUCCCCAAUGUUGCCAAAUGACAAAACUCAUUAAAAAGAUCAUAAACAAUCCAAUUAAUCAUUGACUUUCUUUUGAAACUAUAACGGGUAUUUUAGAAAUGUUCUGUUCGAACUUCUUGCUGAUCCUAUCGUUUACAUAACCAGGAACAAGUGCAGAAAUAAUUUCAGUUAUGAAGUUCUUUUCAUUGUGUUACAACUAACAUUUGUUUUAGCAUUUGCACUCAAAAAAACGUUUGUUCUUUGCUUUCAGUUGUGUAAGGCUUCUGCAAAGUUACUGUGCCUUUCGACUACCACAAGGGAUGUGAGCUGCAGCCCCCUACACUUUGUAAUUACAGAUUUGUUUGUGUUUAUGGUGUCUUCAUGUCAGGAUGUAGGUAAACUAUUAGCUUUUGCAUUUUUAACCAGCUAUAGUUUGCGUCACAACACCUCUCCACUCUAAAUGUAUUGGUCACAAAUUGAAAAGUUGGAACUCAUUGAUUGGGACAAAAGUCCAGGACUGACCAAAAAUAUUUUUUUGCAAAAAAUAAACAAAUAUAUAUAUAUAUAAAGCUAACACGUUUUUAUUCCAUGUACUCCUUUUUAAAUCUAAAACCAGUUAAUAUAAACUAGAAUUAAUUGUCCCACUCGAACUGCCAAGCCUUUGUCACACAAUGUGGGCCUCUGUUAGCUAAAUGUCAGCUAAAUCAGCUUCUUCGGGUUGUAUAUUAAAAGCUGUUGGAGAGGGCUGAAAAGCACUGGAACAUUUGAAUCAAUUACUUAAAGCGCAUUAACCUGAUUUAUUCCAACUCUAAACCUAAGAUGUCUGCAAUAGUUUUGCUUUGUCAUCAGUUUGACUUCUGCCUCAGUUCAGCAACAAUGUUCUAUAAAAUAAAAGAUGUGAAAUUCUUGUGAAACUUCAAACAACCUGUCUUUCAGAUUUUGUGUGUGGCAAAUACUAACAUUUACAGGAAUAAUAAGCAUUGUGCUUUAUGAAGAUUUUUACCUUUCUUUGCAUUAUUAUGAAAUAAAACCUUCACCCUGCCUUUCUGUUUUUGUGUGUCUCUCAAUCAUGAACUCAGUAAUACCUAUAUCACCAUCUGUCAACCCCCCUCCUUAGUUAGGGAUUUUAAACUGCUGAGUGUGGUUAAAUCCUUAGCCCUUGUCUUAGUGACGGAGAUACCACAUAACCAAGUUGGCAUUACCAGCCUUGUAUGUUGUUUCUGUUUUCUGUGGCCAUACAAAUGUUUAAGGAGCAGAAAUAUGGUCUAACAGAGAAGAGAAGAAGGCAAAUUUCUAUGCAUUUAUUCUGUAGUUCUAAUCGAAAAUACUAAUCUUCUUCAAGCUUUAGAAGGGGGCUUACAUUUGGAACUAUAAAAUGGCAAACACCAAUGAACUGGAGGACAGUCAGGAUCCAGAGGCUCCGGAGGAAGACCUGGAUGAUGAACAGCAAGCCUUACUGCACUUAAGCAAACAUGGAGACAGUCGGCGUGCGCGACCCUGGGAGCAGUGGACCUUCAGAGAAAAGGCAAACUUUUGCAUGGAUCGUGUCUUCCUUGGCUUUUUAAUCAUAUUUGUGAUAAUUUUGUUGAGUGAAUUUGGCUAUAAAAUGUGGUAUAUGUCAAAUUUGAAGAAGAUAGCAGAGUUUGUGUCAGACUGUGUAAUUUUUCUGAUCAACUGGCUUUUCACCCAGCAGAGACAAGAGGAGCUGUUUGAAUUGUAGCAUUUGAAUAAAGGUCAACAAUUAA
Girardinichthys multiradiatus is the source of this 3655-nucleotide messenger RNA. RefSeq names its product adenosine receptor A1. Bases 216 to 1202 code for a protein of 328 amino acids. Gene Ontology annotation, molecular function: G protein-coupled adenosine receptor activity. The transcript is spliced from 3 exons. NCBI's taxonomy places the organism in Eukaryota, Metazoa, Chordata, Actinopteri, Cyprinodontiformes, Goodeidae. Gene Ontology annotation, biological process: G protein-coupled adenosine receptor signaling pathway. Gene Ontology annotation, cellular component: synapse; dendrite; membrane. The record is from RefSeq and is a predicted model, not a curated record.